Talaromyces amestolkiae is the source of this 1545-nucleotide messenger RNA. RefSeq lists its product as uncharacterized. The record is from RefSeq and is a predicted model, not a curated record. Lineage: Eukaryota; Fungi; Ascomycota; Eurotiomycetes; Eurotiales; Trichocomaceae. The coding region runs from base 1 to 1545 and encodes 514 amino acids. The transcript is spliced from 2 exons.
AUGAGUUCACAUAAAUCGACUGGCGAGCAGAACGGAUAUUAUCCGACUGCUCCACAACAAUCGGGAAUAUACCAGUAUCAGGAUAUGACAUACCCCCAGCGACCUACUCAUCAGCCUGCUUAUCCUUCACGACCACCACAAUCAAACAAUCCCUACUAUGCUUAUACACCUACGGCUCCUUCAAGACUAUCUGGUUCUGGAUAUCCAAUAAGCACGCCACAACACUAUGAUACAAACCAUUACUAUCCGCAACAAGCCACCCAGCACCACCAAGCAUAUCCCCACUCGUCAGCGGCAUAUCAGUAUCCGCCCGAUUCAUCGAGAUUCAACAAUACAGAUUAUCAUCAAUCCACGUCAAACAUUCCCAAUCAUGCCCCUCCUGCGUAUGACAGCCUGUCCAGUCCGGACGAGGGCUCUCUAGAGCAAGCAGAACCUGUCACAUCCGAGCAAGUCCACGAUGCAGAAGCGUUCGUCGACGAAGAGACCCUCGGAUGGAUUCCAUCGCAAAAAUAUUCCCGUCAACAACAACUGAGGCGUUUAGAGAAACCAGUAGUCAUUCCCCGCAUCGACGUCGCCAGCCGCCUCAAACCCACCCUUCCUUUCCUUCGCGCCUACAGCCCCAUCCUCGCCACACACGAUAUCCACGAACAAGACUUUCUAGCCUUCAUCGACAAUCUCAACGUCGCCCAAGCCGGUUCUCCAGUCUUCGCAGCCAUCGAUGCCGCAGGGCAAGGCAUCGGAUUUGUGCCCUGGCAUUGGGCCGCUCUGACCGGUGCGGGAAUCCAAAUCGCCGCCGGCGUAGGCUCAUCCGCCGUAUCCAUUGUAAGGACAAAACGAUUUCUCGCAAUCGCAAAUGAGAAAUAUUUCGCUCCCCGGGGGUUGAAAGCUUCGUUGAAAAAGGAUGAUGACUUGGUAAACUGCUUAUUCUCUGAUCCGGGAAGUGCGCAGGCGAGAGAAUACAGAAAGAAAUUACUUGCGCCCGUCGAUAUGGAGAGUGGGCAAAUGGAAUUGCGGCAACGGAAAAUGGCUGUAUUACAGCCACAUAUCGCCCCGUUGACAGAGCACGUGCUCCCGUCUGAAAAGCAGGGCAAUGUUCUGGAUAGGAUAGCGGCGAGAGGAUUGGAGAAGAAGACUAAAAAGAUGGAGAAAAAGCUUGCGAAGAGACAACAAAAAGCUGAGAAGAAGCAAGCAAAGAUUGAACAGUUGCGUGAGCGGGGUAUGCUAGCUGAUGAUGGGUAUCAUGCGCGGAGGGUGGUUUAUGACGAUAACGCGAGCUCAAGUUCAUCGGACUCGGAUUCGUCGGACGAUGAGAUGAAGAAAAUGGAUAGUAGGCUUCAGAAGAUGAGACUGGAUACAGACAUGAGUGAUAAGAAGCGUGCCAAGCUUCAAGCCAAGAUCGAUGAGGAUCGGUACAAGUACCAGAAAAAGUACCAGAAAAAGUACGAGAAACAAGUCGCAAAGGCCGAUCGACGAGCUGACAAGGCGAAUGAGAAAGCUGAGAAGAAUGUCAAGAGGAUGGAGUAUAUCGUCAUUGAAAACCUUUGA